Messenger RNA from Nylanderia fulva, 2718 nucleotides. The record is from RefSeq and is a predicted model, not a curated record. Lineage: Eukaryota; Metazoa; Arthropoda; Insecta; Hymenoptera; Formicidae.
UCAAUUGAAGAACGUCUUUGGUCCUGGACUUCAACGUAAUUAUAAAACUGAACAUGUGGUUGCAGCGAGUAAUAUUUAUCGGCAAGGACCUGACGCGGAUGGAACAAAUCAGACGGAAACAACGAUGAAGAGAAUUAUGGAACUCCUUGGUAGAUUAAUUCUGAACGAAGUCCAGAGAAAAACUUGCGUUUCCUUAUCGUCAGAUAUGCGAGAAUUUUUGGGAUGGAUGCUGGAAAUAGAUCGAGAGAGUGAACCGUUCGAAGAAGUACCAUCGUUGCCAUUGAUCCAUGCAAAAAUAAUUCCGGAGCAGGAUUGGAAACGCAAAUUUUUAUUUGCCAAUACUUCCGAGACCGCAGAUAUUAACGAGUUACAGAAAAAAGUGAAAGUAUUGAAUACUCUAGUAAAGGAAUAUAACGCUUUGACAGCAAAAGAAAAAACAAAAGUCCAAGAAGUCCACGAGUAUUUGAUUCGGCAGUUAAAUUUACUUCUGAGAUAUAUCGAAGAGCGAGAAAAGCAAGAAAAGUUUGCUUCCAUUCGAGCAGCUAGAGCUGGAAUCGGAAAUAUUCUACAAUAUCAGAGUGCAAUGCCCAAUGUCACUAAUGCAAGCUAUUCGAUGACAAAAGAUGCAUUCUUUUCGCCAAUCAAUACGCAUAAUUUUUUUCGAUUCAACAACGCAGCCAAAGUGACAGAUAGACAGCAUCACGAUGGUCGCAGAGAAACGCGCAGCCUCGAAAUCCCAUCGAAGCGACAUCGCAAAGCGCAAAAGUUCCGUAAUCAUAAAAAGGACGAAAAUUACGGGAAAGCGAAGCGAAAGCACCGGAAGCACCAAAGUCGCGCGAGACCAUUUCCGGAGAAGUCGCGACAGAAGCGCGCGAGUCACGGAGAAAGGACUUCCCUCUAUUUAGGUUACGAGGAGCCGACGAUUUACGAUUCGUUCGAUCAGCUCGAUGCAAAAUUGACAGGGAAGAGGAAACGGGAAUCGGCCGAUAAGAAAAACCUGACGACCGAAGAUGACAGGACGCUGGAUCCGUCGUCAAUAAAGGGGAAGAAUCGCUUGGAGGACGAAGUGAUACUGCUGAACAAGCGGGAAGCCUGGCGGAAGGAGAACGAGGAACAACUGGCGGAAGUGGCGUUCGGCAAGGACAUGAGGAAAUUGACGGAUGGAGAUAAACAUAAGCCGAUCGAUGAGACGGGUUCCAGAGCGAAGCGAGAAGGCGUCAUCAUUCGCGGAACGUCAGCUGUCAAAAGUGGCGAGUCCGGAAAAAUUUCGAGGGAUAACGACGCGAACGAUAAGUUGAGAUCGGCCGAGCGCAGGAUCAAUGUUUUCGCGGACCACAGGACUGAUACAGCGACUGCGGGAGAAAAGUUAGUGAUAAACGCGGCAGCCAAUAACCAGGUUAAGGGAAAACUUUGCGCCAUAAAUCGCGAGACAAAAAUUGACAGCGCGAACGGAAGUCCGGGCUUCGUAAACUUGACGAGCGAAAUUGGGGUCUCGGAGGAACGACGGAAAGUUUCGGCGGCGGAAAAAGUAGCGGAUGAUAACGCUGUAAAAUUAAAUCGAGCGACAAACUAUCGAAGCGCGGAAACGGAUCCCGAAAUCGAGCUGAAAAAUCUGCGACAGGGACUUGAUGCGGGAUUUUACGGCGUCGAGGAUUAUUGGAGGAUGAUCGACUUGUUUUACGAAGAUGAUGAUAAUCUAUCUGGAAAUAAAUUAAGGGAGAAAUAUGUAGCCAAGUUAGACGUACCGGAUGACCUAGAUCUCGAGAAUAAUUUGGAGCAUCCAAGAUUAAGAAGUAAUAAAUGGUCGAGUGACGUCAUCGAAUGGAAGUUGCUGCCGGUAAUAAGAAGUUCGCCGCAUUAUGACGAUCAUGUUUUAUCGCGUUUAAUAGAAAGGGAAAAUAUGCCGAAUCGAAUAAUAUUAAAUAAUAAUAUCAGAAAUUUCGAAAUUGAACCGAAUGUUUAUUUAAACAGCGACAAAUAUUUACGUUCGAGACGUCGCGGAAGAAGAUUUAAUGUCUUUCCUGAAUCGAGAAUAAUCGACAAGGAUAGUUUUUUGCGCAGAAUUCGUUCGGAAAUGAAGCAAGCGUCCGAGACAGCGAAAUCGAAAGAUUUACGAGUGGAGCCAAUUUUUCUCAAAGUUCGAAAACUAUCUCGACCGAGGAACAACGUUGUGGAAUUUAGGACGCCUCUCGAGCUGAAAAAUUAUAAUCGCAAACUCCGCGGAAGAUCACGAUCUCGCAACGAUUCAAAACUCGACGAUCGACCGAUCUACAACAAAGCUGCUCCGCGAUUAUCUGUCUGGCCGCAUCGAUAUUAUUACGUGGACUCGCCAACCUUUCACUUUGUCCCGAAUAUUCCCAGGAGAGACGGUGACGCGUAUCGAUAUCUUGAGUACGGCCCCUUUAAAGAGGAGAUUCGCGACUCGAAUCGACGGAAUAGGUUGAAAACCUCGGGAGAAGCCGUCGAUUUUCCGGCGGAUAAUUUAGCAAGCAAGACCGAAAAGUUUCUCAUGCAAGCGGGCGAACCGACUCUUGCGAGUGGCAAAGAUUAUUUUAGCUUCGACAAGACAAAGUAUACACAAGAAACGAGGGAGGGUAAUGGAACUAAAUUGAAAGAGUGAUCAAAAAAUUUUAUUUUUUGGCGCGCAUAAUUUUUUGGAAUUAAAAAGAUGUGAUAUAAUAUGGGGAAAAAUCGAAUUUAAGGGGUAAUGACCCGAAA